Molecule: messenger RNA, 1785 nt
Organism: Symsagittifera roscoffensis
Lineage: Eukaryota; Metazoa; Xenacoelomorpha; Acoela; Convolutidae
Product: MFS-type transporter SLC18B1-like
Exons: 5
Coding region: 168-1592 (474 amino acids)
Biological process (GO): transmembrane transport
Molecular function (GO): transmembrane transporter activity
Source: RefSeq, a predicted model, not a curated record
CGAAGCUGAGGUGAGAGUAAUGAUAACAUCGAACGCAGCAAGCAGGCAUUACUGAGCAUUGAAGCAUAUCAAUUUAGAGAAGAAUAAGAAAUGGUUAACCAAAACCAUUGUAUAUUACAAAACAUUACUUAUUUUUGUACAAUUUUGGUUAAAGCUUUGUAAUCAACAUGUGCUGCAGUGGUUUAAGUUGUAAAUUGGUAAUUGCUCUGGGCUUUUCGAUCUUCUUAUUCAUAGCCGAGGGUAUAAAUUAUUCACAACUCGCGCCCUUUUUCCCGAAUGAAGCCGAAGUGAACAAAGGCGUGUCCAAGUUUCUUGUCGGCGUCAUCAGCAGUUGCUUCGACUUCUCGACACUCGUGUUUUCGCUGCUGCUGCCACUAUGUGCCAAACCGCAGUUGAACAAGUUCUUCUUCGUCUGGGGGGCUAUCAUUGGUGCCAUUGCAAACAUGGGAUUCGGAAUGCUAGGAGAAGGACAAGGUGGAGUCUGGUUCGUCAGUAUGUGUUUCCUAUCCCGAAUCCUCAUGGGAAUCGGAGCCAGUAUGGUCUGGGCGACUGGAAUCCCCCUUCUGACGUCACUCGCGCCCUCAUACGCCGGCCGAAUAACCUCUCUGGCCGAAUCAGCUGCCGGCCUGGGAAUCGCAAUCGGACCUCCCAUCGGAAGUGCUGUCUUUACUCUUGGGGGAUACAAGUACCCCUUCUUGACAUCCGGGGGGAUUGAGUUGUUCGUGGUGCUGUUCGCCAUUUUCACCUUGCCAGAGCCUCGUGAUGAGCACCAGAACAACACGUCAUACGACGACGCUCAAGUUGACGACAUAAUUUUCAACGACUCCAUGGACAGUGAUUCUUUCGAUGUACCCAUGAUCUCUCCUAGUCAGCAAGGACCCCAAGACGAAGGUUUGGGAACCCCCAGCACUAUCCGGGCAUGUCUGGAGUUCCUCUCGGUUCCUGGAAUCUGGGCAUUCAGUGUCAUUUUACCGCUGUUUGGAAUCCCGUUCGGUCUCCUCGACGUGUCAUUGUCUCCUUAUCUUCUUCACAAAUUUGACAUCACCGGAGACACGGCUGGAUUGUAUUUUCUAUCGGCUGGUGCUACUUAUGCUAUUUGCACACAGUUCAUUGGUAUAGCCACUGACAAAGGCUUCGCUGCAUAUACAUUUUUCUGGCUUUCCAACAUGCUAGUAGUCGUGACAGGCCUCUACUAUCUGCCUUCUCAAAUAUCCCUUCUGGAAAACCAAUACUACAUAGCCGCCGUACUGGGUCUAAAUGGACUGGCUAUGUCUGGAACCUAUGUUCCACUGUAUCUGAUUCUGCAGGAGAUAGCGAUGGACGGGGGAUACUCCGAUAGUCUGGACCACUUGAAACUAGUCAUCGGCAUCUGGCUCAAUUUUGUCAUGGCUGUCGGCAGAAUCCUUGGCUCUAUCGUGUUUGGAGGCGUGAUCUACCCCAUUUUCGGAUUCCACUUCACUUUCGCCACUGUGUUCGGCUGUUUCGCCGUCGGCUCUUUGAUCAGCAAUGGUUUCUUGAUCCUCUCCGGAAACUACAGGCGCAUGUACUACAACAGCCGUGUCUUCUUAGAAGAAUCAUUAGACAGAGACUAGUUUUUUUUAUUAUAUUUUUUGUAAAAAAAGAUACAUUGCAUCAGUUUGCAAACCAGAGUUUGUAAUAUUUUAUUUUGAGAUCUUGUAUAUUGCGCAAUUUUCUAAGACUAAAGUUUGUAUGAAAUAUGAUAUUUAUAAUGUUUGAGAGUUAUUUGGUAUCGAAUUUCUUCGGUACAACUAGUAUGAUAUUAAA